AUGUCCCUCCCAAUCCCUCAGCAACUCCCAACCAACGAAGCUGACAGCAAUGCAGCCGCAAGAAAUUCCGCUGUGACAAGAUCCAACCGUGUUACAAUUGCUCAAAGUCACAGCUCGACCGCAUCUUCCCCGGACCCAGGCCGCGCACCGCGACGCAAGAAACGUCCGUUGAAGGCUGAGCUGAUUUCGCGAUUGAAGCGUUUGGAGGACGAGAUUAAGGGGUUGAAGGAAAGUACUGAGGUGGCUAAUAGAGUCAAUUGGUGUUUGUGUUCCUGGAAUGCGGUGCGCUUGGAGGAGAAUGGUGCAGGUGGGCAGCGGGAAAGAUUGAUUUUUGGAGGUGGGUUUAGUCGGUAUGUUAUGCAUGAUGCGUUGGUUAAUGUUGAAGACCAGAUUCAAGAACUUCACGAUGACAUCGAAGAUUCGCCAGAACAAUUAGUGGAAGGCAAUGGUGAAGAGACAUGUAGCGCGUUUAUUUUCUGGAUAUUUAUCCAACGCUAA
This is a messenger RNA of Aspergillus chevalieri, 498 nucleotides long. RefSeq lists its product as uncharacterized. The transcript is spliced from 3 exons. Lineage: Eukaryota; Fungi; Ascomycota; Eurotiomycetes; Eurotiales; Aspergillaceae. The record is from RefSeq and is a predicted model, not a curated record. The coding region runs from base 1 to 498 and encodes 165 amino acids.